Heterocephalus glaber (naked mole-rat) is the source of this 732-nucleotide messenger RNA. It is a transcript of the gene Ttc36, whose product is annotated as tetratricopeptide repeat domain 36. NCBI's taxonomy places the organism in Eukaryota, Metazoa, Chordata, Mammalia, Rodentia, Bathyergidae. The record is from RefSeq and is a predicted model, not a curated record. Gene Ontology annotation, molecular function: protein binding.
CAAACAGAACCUCCUCCUUUUAUAACCACUGCCUGUAGAGGCUCUGCCCCAGCCCUUUUUCCAACCUCUUCCCAAGUCACCUUUUGAGACUUUGGGAGUUGGACACCAUGGGAACCUCAAGUGAUCAGGCUGUAUUGCAAGCUAUCUUCAACCCCAGCACCCCAUUUGGAGACGUCCUUGGGGUGGACCUGGAAGAGGAAGCAGAGCAGAAUGAAGAUGAGGAUGCAGUUUUCCCCCAAGCACAACUGGAGCAGUCCAAGGCCCUGGAGCUGCAGGGGGUGAUGGCAGCAGAGGCUGGGGACCUCAGCUCAGCCCUGGAGAGGUUUGGCCAAGCCAUCUGCCUUCUUCCCGAGAGAGCUUCAGCCUACAACAACAGAGCCCAGGCCCGGCGGCUCCAGGGGGAUGUGGCAGGCGCCCUGGAGGACCUGGAGCGCGCCGUGGCGCUGAGCGGAGGCCGCGGCCGCGCCGCCCGCCAAGGCUUCGUGCAGCGGGGGCUCCUGGCACGGCUCCAGGGCCGGGACGACGACGCCCGCAGGGACUUCGAGCGCGCGGCGCAGCUGGGCAGCCCCUUCGCGCGGCGCCAGCUGGUGCUGCUCAACCCGUAUGCAGCGCUGUGCAACCGCAUGCUGGCCGACGUGAUGCGGCAGCUGCGCAGUCCCCAGAACGGGCGUUGAGCGCGCUGGAGGGACCGGCGCGGGAGGGGAGCUGAACCAAUAAAGCUGCCGAGCUGAG